AUGAGUAGUGGUAAAAAAUCAUUGCGGAAACGCAAACGACAAUCACCCCCACCCUCAACGUCAUCAUCAGUCACAACGUCGAAAGUCAACCGACGGUUGGAUAAAUUACGUGCUGGACGACGUAAUAAUUUAUGGCUUGAUGAUGAAGACGAUGACAAUGACAACAGACAACAACGGCAACCGCAGCAACCAGCAGUUCAAUCUAAACCAGUACCAAGCAACAAAACGUACAUCGUUCUUAGUGAUUCCGAUGAAGAAAAGCCACCGGCAGCAUCUCGACAAAGAUCUCGAAGUAACAAAGCACGACAAAAAUCUAGUCCUGCCCAUGCUGAUAAUUAUCCAUCAGAUAAUGACUAUAAGAGAACACCGAAAUGUGCAACUUGUUUAAUUUGCUCAAUUCUUUCGACACUUUCGUCGUAUAAUUGUUGCUCGAAACAUUUAUCGUUAUUAACAAAUAGUAAGAAGAGCGUUCAUAAAAACUCAACGGUUAAUAUAGAACAAUAUUCCCCACAGCAUGUGAUGAUUUUACCAAUGACAGAUGAACUUGUUCAACGUUACCUGAAUCAUCAAGGAAGUCACCAUCUACGAACGCAAAUAUCAACAUCAUCUAAAAAGACCAUCGACCUUAACAAAUCUAGCCGAAAGAUACUAAAAAAAUCAAGAAUUAUUACAGAAUCUUCCGAUAAUGAACAUUCGGGUCGAUUUAAAUCAUCAAUGAAACCUACUUAUGUCGAACCUGACCAAUCCACUUCGUCGUCCUCUGCAACUGAUUCCAAUAGUCUUGCACAUUUAGAACCGAAUCCGCCCGAUACCACAUUCACUGUUAUUACCUCAACAUCAUCAACCAUCAACAGUUUCGAAAGUCCCAAUGCUCUCGAUACUUGUCAAUUACAACAAUCGUCGGAUCAGCCUAUUGUUAUUGACGAUUCUCAACCAGAUAGUCAAGUAGAACCUUUAUCCACUCAUGUCACUGAUAAAAACGAACAAAGUAAUCCCUGGGCACCCAUUAGUGAUGACACGUAUGCAGCCAUUGAAGUUGCUCUGAAUCAAGUACAUCAAGGGUCAGAAGAACAAACUGAAUUCACACCUGCGGCAGCUCGACGUACACCAACGAAUCUAAUGGCAUCGUGUUUACCAAAAAUACAAUUGAAAAAGGGUCGAUAUAGGCAAGCACCAAAUGAAUGUUUACCGUCAACAACGCCUGAAAUAUCUUCAAAUCCAAUGUCGACAAAUGUUCGAGCACCUCAUGUAUUAGCUACAAUUUUCGAAGGUGAAUCUCUGGUUAUUUCGCCCACAACAGCAGCGGCAACAAAUCACCUUUCAGAAAAAUCGUCUCAAUCAUCUCAUUUAUUAUCUCAACGUCACGAAAACUCAAGUGAAGGUCUCAGUGAUACAGUCAUGAGUAAUUUAUUUGCUCAAGAUGAAUCUAGCCAACAGGAGAUUCAUCUACCUGUAGUUAAACUACAUCCUCCUGCUAUUAUCAUCGAAGAUUACUCUAAUGAAAACGAGAAAAAUCGUUCCAACGAUAUAUCUCAAUCAUCACAGUUAAGUAACGAUCAGAAUGAUUCACAACCGUUGAUUCCAUCUAGCACAAAUGAGAAAACAACAGUAACACCUUCAAGAGUAUCGUAUCGAACGAAUCCGGAUGGAACACGUGUCAGUAUAUCCCGACCAGCAUUGCCAAUAAAUUAUUCAUCGUCAUUAACUUCAACACGUCGAGUGUCAACUGACGUAACAUCUACUACUCCAUCUCAUUCCAAUAAAUAA
Molecule: messenger RNA, 1767 nt
Organism: Adineta ricciae
Lineage: Eukaryota; Metazoa; Rotifera; Eurotatoria; Adinetida; Adinetidae
Source: the annotation of a GenBank genome assembly